AUGUCGGCGAAGCAACAGAGGCCUUCCGUCCUGGUAACGGAUGCAAGAGAACGGGCUGACCAGCGACGAUCGCCUCGGCGCCCAGGCACAUCGUCCGGUGCCCCUGGGCGGACGCCGAUGCGAUUCAUGACUGUUGACAACAUCCUCCAGCACGACUCCCAGAUUCCAUCGGGCCAGCCUCGAGGACCACCGAUACCAACACAAAGGCCACAUACUUCCGGAGGUCUCCCUUCAAGCAGCCGACGGAUCACUGCUGGAGGCCUGCCAAACAUCCCAUCUCGCACCGGCAAACCGAUGCCCUCACGAACCACCAAAAUCAGUGAAAAGCUCGUCCUCCUGCCCGUCACCGACGAAAGGGACGAAGGAGACGAGGAAUUUGAGGGAGAGGCAGCGAUGAACUUGAGCUUACAGGACGAGGCAGGCCGGCCGUUGAGAGACGAGGAGCUGGAUGUGCUUCGGAAAAGGGGCGGUAUCCGCGGCAAAAGUUAUGCAGAACGGCUGCCCAAAAUGCAGAGGACGGAUAAAGUCAGUCGAUUGACGGCAUACUGCACUGCGCAAGCGUUUAAAACGAAAGAUACGGCGGAAUUUUUGAGGAAGAAGCACGAGGCCAAGACCAAGCUCUACGACGAUUGUCUUUAUGCCAUAUAUGCCCUUCCGCUGAUGAACGGGAUUGAAGGCUAUAGAGUGCGCAGCCGGCCGAUACUGAAGACGCCUGGUACAGGAAAAACCGUGCUGGACUUGGAGAUUGAACGUAGCGAACAACGAGAUCACCACGAGGGCUACUUUGACCAAGACGCGUAUGUUUCUGCUACCGAAGACUCUGGCAACAGCCAAAGACGGCCUUCUGCGUUUGCCGACCCUUCUUCGCCGCCCGAUGAUAGCCUUUUGUCACCGCAAGGCUCAUAUCCUCCCGUCGACGACGGCAUCGCCUCCCAGAUGAAUCGCCUUGCGCCGGAUGCAAAGAACUUUGCAGAGAUGUUUGUCUUCUCGUACGGAGUGGUUGUGUUUUGGAACUUUACGGAGCACCAAGAAAAGGACAUUCUGGCGGAUCUUACCUUUGCCGAUGCCGAAGACGGCGUCAACUUGCUUUCAAGACCUUUGGACCAGGGCGAUUACGAGACUGAAGAAUUCCAUUUUGAAUACAGUCCCGAUGUGCAGCGGCCGCGAAUAUUCAACGACAUGAUCACGCUGCUGCCCCGAUCCGACCAUAUGAUCAAGUUGACCAUCAGCCAUGCAAUUGCGCAGAGUACCAAGCUGUGCUUUUUCGAGGAGAGGAUGAGCGAGACGAUGCUUGAUGCGCAGCAUGUUCCCAAGGAACUAGCUUUGACAGGAGAGCUAGGUAUGACUAGGACUGAAAUUGUCAAGAUUAUGGGUCGACUCUUCAAGAGUCGCGUGGAUAUCAACCUUUCAUCAAAUAUUCUCGAUGUGCCUAAUUUCUUCUGGGACUCUGAGCCUACGCUACAUCCAUUGUACGAAGCUAUCCGCGAGUACCUGGAGAUAGACUUGCGUAUUAAAGUGCUUAAUGAGCGUUGCCGUGUAUUCCUGGAUCUCGCAGAGAUUCUCUCCGACUCAGACGCCGAUGCCAAGAUGAGUUAUAUCACAUGGAUCAUCAUAGCUCUCAUCGUCCUGAGCAUUCUCGUCACGGUUACUGAGGUGGGCCUUCGCUUUGGCAUGCUCGAGAAGAGCAAACGCAGCGAUGACAAUAGCGGGAACAACGGCACCAACUGCGCCGGGACUGACGCAGCCUUGGCAUCGAGCGAUCUAGAGAUAUUGGCCCACGCUCUAGGCUUGGAGGGCCAGGCCACAGUUGAGGAUGUCAGGCGCGGCAUUUGGCAUCUGAGACAUGGCGGCGUCGCGGGAUCGCGGUAUGACGGCCAGAUGGAAGACGUGGAUUGA
This is a messenger RNA of Trichoderma virens Gv29-8, 1896 nucleotides long. RefSeq lists its product as uncharacterized. The record is from RefSeq and is a predicted model, not a curated record. The transcript is spliced from 4 exons. The coding region runs from base 1 to 1896 and encodes 631 amino acids. NCBI's taxonomy places the organism in Eukaryota, Fungi, Ascomycota, Sordariomycetes, Hypocreales, Hypocreaceae.